Pseudoliparis swirei is the source of this 2798-nucleotide messenger RNA. Its product is annotated as tubulin alpha chain-like. Bases 1509 to 2756 code for a protein of 415 amino acids. Gene Ontology annotation, biological process: mitotic cell cycle; microtubule cytoskeleton organization. Gene Ontology annotation, molecular function: GTP binding; structural constituent of cytoskeleton. The record is from RefSeq and is a predicted model, not a curated record. Lineage: Eukaryota; Metazoa; Chordata; Actinopteri; Perciformes; Liparidae. Gene Ontology annotation, cellular component: cytoplasm; microtubule. The transcript has 5 exons.
ACAUUGAUUCUUCCCUGAAUUCGUUGAAACCGCGGCUUUAAAUUGGUCACGUUUGGUUUUUAAAUGAUUGUAGAGUACAGAUGAUGUAUAGCGAACAUUAGCAUUUAGCAAAAGAUAAUGCAAAUGACCCAACAAAUUAUUUAUUUAGUAAUCUUAAGUUUGAUCCAGUUUGGAUUCUAUAUCUUUCCUCAGUAUAGCAACUGAAGAGUUGGAGUCGCCUGACAGGGUAACGAGUUGUCACUGUCCGAUAUCGGGCAGCUCGCUCUGAGGACUUCAAACUGCAUGCAAAUACAGCAUUUCAAAUAAUUGGGCGUCGGCAAGGCGUGGCUGAAUCCAAAGCAGGAGGAUGAAAGCCUUCUGGCUAUUUUUCACGUGUUUUUGUCGAGACAGAAGUGAUCAGCCUGUUAAUUGAUUUAUAUAUAUGGCGUUAAAAGUAAUUCUUAAAGCUAAUUUUUUAUCUUACAGAAGUAUGAACAGCACUGCACCGGCCUCCACUGGUCUGAAGUCAGUGACAGUCAAAGGAUUUAUUCAUUCAAAUGUCAUUUGUUAAGUGAAUAUAAUGUUCCAGCCAGUCUAAAAAUGAGGCCACUGUGGUGCUGAGUUGGGUUACAGUAAGCAACAUUAAUAUCAGCUGUCGGCACACUAAAGAGUUCAGGGGUGGCCGUGGUCUGUGACCCCGUUUAGUGUUUUCCCUUCCAGGCUCCUCUCUGCCACCAAAGGGUCGGGACUCAGUGGCCUACAGAGCAAAGACUUCCUCAGAGUGGUUUGUUGCAACUAUUUAAGUGAAAGGUUGACAAAGCAAGCCUCUAUGAAGUGAACACUUUAAAACAUUAAUCUACUAUAUUACUUCAACUUAAAGCUCAUUAUUGCCUAAAAGCACAAUACGCAAGUAUUUACACUUGGCUUAACUAGGUACAAUAUAGAAACCAGCUCAAAUGAUGAGAAUGUGAUCGGAAUCAACCAAAUAAAUCGAUAUGAAUGGUAGCAUAAAACUUUGUCCUCUAACUCAUUUAAAUAACUGAUGCGGUCACAAAAUAAAAAUCUUUAGAAUGACUGAUAUAUUUGUCUUUUAAAUUAUUAUGUGUGGUAUGUAUAAACGUAGACGGCAAUUCUCACAGUCAUGGGCAGUAACACUUGCGACGAAGACCGGUGCUUUCGCUUAACCAAUAGGAAAGAAGCUCUCGUCACUCUCGACCAAUAGGAUUCAGUAGCUUGCCACUAUAAAGAGCCUCCUCCAGCGAGCCUGGUGUUGGCGUCUCACACAGCACUCCUUGAAGCGCAGUUGUGAGAGUUAAAUCCGUCCAGUCAUCCUCAUUUCCAUCCCUUUCAGACAAAGCUUCAGGAAACAUGUCUCUGUCUUAUAUUUCUAUUUGAACACUUCUUUGAAAGGGUUUUACUCAUAAAAUCGUGAGUGUAUCUCGGUGCACGUCGGUCAGGCUGGUGUCCAGAUUGGCAAUGCCUGCUGGGAGCUUUACUGCCUGGAACACGGCAUCCAGCCGGACGGACUGAUGCCCAAUGGCAAGACCACGGGAGGAAAAGAUGAUUCCUUCAACACCUUCUUCAGUGAGACCGGAGCUGGGAAGCACGUCCCAAGAGCCGUCUUUGUGGACCUGGAGCCCACAGUCAUCGAUGAGGUGCGCAGUGGGACUUACCGCCAGCUGUUCCACCCUGAGCAGCUGAUCACUGGCAAGGAGGAUGCUGCCAACAACUACGCCCGUGGGCACUACACCGUCGGCAAAGAGAUCAUUGAGCUGGUGCUGGACAGGACCCGCAAACUGGCUGAAAGGUGCGUCGGCCUUCAGGGCUUCCUGAUUUUCCACAGCUUUGGCGGUGGCACCGGCUCUGGCUUCACCUCUCUGCUGAUGGAGCGUCUGUCUGUCGACUACGGCAAGAAGUCCAAGCUGGAGUUCUCCAUCUACCCAGCUCCCCAGGUGUCCACCGCUGUGGUGGAGCCCUACAACGCCAUCCUGACCACCCACACCACCCUGGAGCACUCCGACUGUUCCUUCAUGGUCGAUAACGAGGCCAUCUACGAUAUCUGCUGUAGGAAACUCGAUGUCGAGCGUCCCUCUUACACCAACCUGAACAGGUUGAUCAGUCAGAUUGUGUCCUCCAUCACCGCUUCCCUUCGGUUCGAUGGCGCCCUCAAUGUUGACCUGACAGAGUUCCAGACCAACUUGGUGCCAUAUCCCCGUAUCCACUUCCCUCUGGCCACCUAUGCCCCCGUCAUCUCCGCUGAGAAGGCGUACCACGAGCAGCUAACGGUGUCUGAAAUCACCAACUCCUGCUUUGAGCCCGCCAAUCAGAUGGUCAAAUGUGACCCUCGCCACGGUAAAUACAUGGCCUGCUGCCUUUUGUACCGUGGUGAUGUGGUGCCCAAAGAUGUGAAUGUUGCCAUUGCCAACAUCAAAACCAAGCGCUCCAUCCAGUUUGUGGACUGGUGCCCCACUGGUUUCAAGGUGGGCAUCAACUACCAGCCGCCCACUGUAGUUCCUGGUGGAGACCUGGCCAAGGUCCAGAGGGCCGUGUGCAUGCUGAGCAACACCACUGCUAUCGCAGAGGCCUGGGCUCGGCUUGACCACAAGUUUGAUCUGAUGUACGCCAAGCGUGCCUUUGUCCACUGGUAUGUGGGGGAAGGUAUGGAGGAGGGAGAGUUCUCCGAGGCCAGAGAGGACAUGGCGGCGCUGGAGAAGGAUUACGAGGAGGUUGGCGCUGAUAGUGUGGGAGAUGAGGAUGAAGACGAUGGACAGUUUUAAACUGAUCUGUACUUCAAAAAUAAAUUGUCUUGAGUAACUGCA